AUGUUUUAUACGGUGAGACUGCGUCAAGGUCGGAUACAACUAGGGUUGGCCCUUUUGGUUGCAGGUGUAUUUUUCUACCAUGUGGUCCAAAAGUUCCUUGAACCUCCCACAAUAAUGUAUGUGGACAGUGAGACUAAGAAGGUUAUUCAAUAUGAUCCCAAUGAGACUGUGAUUGAAAAAGAUAAGACAUCCAAGAUGGCUAUCAAGCAAGUACCUUAUGAAAGGGCUAAUGCCACAUUUGUUACAUUAGCCAGAAACAGUGAAUUAUACAAGUUACUUCCAUCUAUUAGAGCUGUUGAAGAUCGGUUUAAUCAUAAAUAUCAUUAUGAUUGGGUCUUUUUAAAUGAUGAAGAGUUUACUGAUGAAUUCAAAACUCUAGUUACAGCCCUAGUUAGUGGGAAAGCACAAUUUGGUAAGAUUCCUAAAGAACAUUGGUCUUAUCCUGAAUAUAUUGAUAAGAAUAAAGCUGCUGCUGUAAGAAAGCAGAUGAAGGAGAAAAAGAUCAUUUAUGGAGAUUUAGAAAGUUACAGACAUAUGUGUCGUUUUGAAAGUGGGUUCUUUUAUCGUCAUCCUUUAAUGGAAAACUAUAGAUGGUAUUGGCGUGUUGAACCUGAAAUCCAAAUCUUUUGUGAUGUUGAUUACGAUGUUUUCAAGUAUAUGGAAGAAAAUAAUAAGACUUAUGGUUUCACUAUUUCUAUUCAUGAAUUCCGAGCAACUAUUGAAACAUUAUGGGAUGAGACCAAAAAGUUUAUGGCCAAGUUCCCACAAUUUGUCGAUAAAGAUAACUUUAUGGAUUGGAUUUCUGAUGAUAAAGGAGAAACUUAUAAUUUAUGUCAUUUCUGGUCUAAUUUAGAGAUUGCAGAUAUGGACUUUUGGAGAGGUGAAGCAUAUACCAAAUAUUUUGAUCAUUUAGAUCGAGCAGGAGGAUUUUUCUAUGAAAGAUGGGGUGAUGCACCAAUUCACUCAUUAGCUGUUGCAUUAUUCCUUCCUAAAUCAAAAAUUCAUUAUUUUGACAAUAUUGGUUACAAACAUAGUGUUUAUACCCAAUGUCCAUUAAAUCAUGAUUUCAGAGUUCAACAUAAAUGCCAUUGUGUGGCUAAAGACGAUUUUACCUUUAGAGGCUACAGUUGUGGGAAACAAUAUUAUGAAAAAAUGGGAUUAACCAAACCUAAUGAAUGGAGUAAAUUCACGUAA
This is a messenger RNA of Lizanozyma spartinae, 1194 nucleotides long. RefSeq names its product glycosyltransferase family 15 protein (gene KRE2). Gene Ontology annotation, molecular function: alpha-1,2-mannosyltransferase activity. Lineage: Eukaryota; Fungi; Ascomycota; Pichiomycetes; Serinales; Debaryomycetaceae. The record is from RefSeq and is a predicted model, not a curated record. The coding region runs from base 1 to 1194 and encodes 397 amino acids. Gene Ontology annotation, cellular component: Golgi apparatus; membrane. Gene Ontology annotation, biological process: cell wall mannoprotein biosynthetic process; protein O-linked glycosylation; protein N-linked glycosylation. The transcript has a single exon.